AUGUUGCGUCCUACCCCUAAUAGUGAUGCAGCUGAGCGUCUACAUUUCAUGUUUUCUAGACGUUCUUUAUCAUUUGGGCCGGAAGAGUUUUGUAUUGUCUCGGGACUUUACAUGGGUCGUUUUCAUACUUCAAGGAUUGAAUUUUCAACCAUGUAUAAUCACGGAUACGGUGAUAAUACAUUUCGGUCCAGAGUCUUCCCGUAUCGCACGGACACUGCGUUAUUUGUGGAAGAUUUAGAGCUACUUAUCUUGAACCGACGGUUUAAUGAGAUAUCGGCUGACGAUGCUGUCCGUGCGAUUUUGCUAUAUAUCCUCAAUCAAGGCUUUUUGGGAAAAGAACCCAAAGACAAAGUCACAAAGGAAGUUCUAUGGGUAGUGGAGAACCUGGAUGAAUGGAACAAAUAUGGAUAUGGGAGAUGUUCCCUAGCUCGGGGGAAUGCUGCGAUACGACGAAACAAUUUAUAUCCUCAUAUGUUGCGGUGGUUUCACCUUAGGAGGUUAACAUGGGAGAAAGUUUGCGAUCUUUUCGAUGUUGACCAGGACAAGACACAUCAACCGAAAAGAAAGAUGAUUUCCUCAGAUGUCGAUUCAUCUACUCCACAUUACUUGACAUAUAUUUCUAGUCUGAAUCCUGAAUCGCCAGAAGUCCCUUCUUUUGUACGCUUCAACUUUAGAAAAGAUGGAGCAUCUUCAUCUGAUCCAUCUUGUGGAAACAACCGAUCUACCCAGUCCACCGAAGAAACUCAUACGGUGGGAAUUAAUAUGAAAACAACCCGAGAAAUAUUGGCAAGACUUCAAAGCUUGGAAGAAGAAAUCCGAGGAAUAAAAUGUAAAGAUGGAUUUGAAAAACAGGAUGACAAUAAUGAAUUUUUUGACGCAGUGUUUGGGGGGAAUGAAGAUGUGGGAGGUAGUUAUCGGAUGACAAGCUCGAAGAAGAAUAAGAAGAUUGUUGCCAGCAACAUCAUGGAUGCGGAAAACCAUAUAAUCGUGCCUCCUGUUGCAAAACCAGAUCGUCCGGUUAGGGUAUUGAAACAUUCUCAAUAUCUUAGUUCUCCAUAUGUUUUUGUUCAAAAUGCUCACCGAUAUCGUCCGGAUGGGCAUGUUGACUUAUGGGGAAGGCUUUUGAAUGAGCGGAGACCGAACGAUGCUCGAUGGACAAUCAUGCCAUCUUUAUUUUUUGCGGCAUUUGAGAUGUUCGAGUGGGUAGGAAGUGCAUUGGGACAUCCGUUUGACCCGUUAGAUGGAUGUAAAUCUUGGUUAGAAGUUGACCAUCCAUCAACGUCCAACAAUAAGCCUCCUUUGGGGACAAGCUCCCAUAACGUGUCAACCAAUCCCCCUCCCAACGUUGAUCCUACUACAGUAGGAGAGAAGAUGGAUGAGGAAGUGAAAAAAUUGUUGUUACAAAGAAAAGCUAAAGUGGAUAAGGCUUUUAAAGAUUAUCGUCUCCAAAGAGACCUUCUAGACAUCUAUUAUGAUGACAUUGAUCGUAAAAAGAAUUGGAUUAUAAGUACCAGGCAAGAAAUCCAAUCUACCGAGAGUUCGAUCCGUUCCAGUGAAGAAAAUUUGCGAAAGCUUAAGAGUGAAUUAGCACUUCGUGAGUACUAUUUGGAGAAAAAAAAGGGAAGUCAUUGA
This is a messenger RNA of Lactuca saligna, 1632 nucleotides long. The record is from the annotation of a GenBank genome assembly. Lineage: Eukaryota; Viridiplantae; Streptophyta; Magnoliopsida; Asterales; Asteraceae.